AUGACAGAAACAAUGAUUCCUGAUCAUUCAAAUACAAUGAUAAUAGACAAUGGUCAAACAACAAAUCCUAAUGAAAAAAAAGUUACACUACAAGAUAUACCACGUUUACCACGUGAACUUUCUCCAUUUGUACCAUUUAUAAAUGUUAUUGAAUAUGAUCAACGUGGCCCAUUAUAUCAAGGACCAGGAGCUAAACGUGAUACAGGACGUUAUAAAAUUCGACCAACUGAUGAUGAUAGUGUUAAACGUGCAAAAAAAUUUGCUAUGGAACAAAGUGUUAAAUAUGUUCUUGUUAGACAACAACAACAUCAACAACGUGCACAAUUAGAUUUAAUUAAAAAACAACAAGCACUUUUAUUAAUGUGUCGAAUUUAUAUUGGAAGUAUUAAUUUUGAAUUAAAUGAAGCUAUGCUUAAACAAGCAUUUCAACCAUUUGGUCCAGUUAAAUCAGUUUCAUUAACAUUUGAUCCUGUAACAAAUCGUCAUAAAGGUUUUGCUUUUCUUGAAUAUGAAACACCAGAAGCAGCACAAUUAUCUAUUGAACAAAUGAAUGGAGUUAUACUAGGUGGAAGAAAUAUUAAAGUUGGUCGACCAUCGAAUAUGCCACAAGCACAACCAAUUAUUGAUCAAUUAACAGAAGAAGCAAAAAAUUAUAAUCGAAUUUAUGUUGCUUCUAUUCAUCCAGAUUUAAGUGAAACAGACAUUCAAAGUGUAUUUGAAGCUUUUGGAAAAAUUAAAAGUUCUUCAUUAUCAAAAGAUACAGCAACAGGAAAACAUAAAGGUUAUGGUUUUAUUGAAUAUGAUACAGUUCAAGCAGCACAAGAUGCAAUUAAUUCAAUGAAUUUAUUUGAUCUUGGUGGUAAGUUAUAUUUUACUAAGAAAUGGAUUGUUGCUUGCUAUGCUCGCAUGUAGAAGAAAAUUUUAGGAGUAUUUUUGUGUACGUGAAAACACUUUUUAAUAUAGAAAAUUAGCUAAUAAAGUUUUUCUUUUAUAGCAAUCAGGACACGAAAUUUAUGAUUGAUUUCUCAACAGACAAUAAUCCAAGUCUUUUCUUUCACCAUUCAAUAUAUCUCUCGUUCGAUUUGUAUAUAUUAUGUUCUCGAAAUAUGGAUAGUAUGAGAGUAUUUCGUCUACUUAUGUCGUUGUUUAGGUUAAUCUUUGUUUUUGUUUUUUUGUCAAAUGAUUUUCCACGAGCCACAACGGUACCAUUGAUGACAAGCUAACAAGUUAUCAAAUCUCGUUGUUUUAUAUAGUAUUAUUUUGAGUGCGUAGUAGCUUAUAUAUUUAAAAGAAAUGAUUUAUUUUAAUGGUAGAAGAAAUUUUCUAUUUUAGUGAUAGAUUUUGCAUCUCUGACCAUAAAUUGAUUGAUU
This is a messenger RNA of Rotaria sordida, 1370 nucleotides long. The record is from the annotation of a GenBank genome assembly. NCBI's taxonomy places the organism in Eukaryota, Metazoa, Rotifera, Eurotatoria, Philodinida, Philodinidae.